AUGUUGGAUGCGACGAACACCCCAGCGUCCGCUCCAGCGGACUCCCAGACGAACCCGCCGACAACCCCAGGCGCAACAACAGCUCAGCAACAGCGCAUGCGAUCUCGCGCGAAGAAGGCAUGUAAGACAUGCAAUUCCCGCCGAGUGAAAUGCAAUGUUAUGGAGGAGCAGCCGUGCAAGAAUUGCAGAACUGCGAGUAUACCGUGCGAGUUGAUGAAGUCGAGGCGCGGAAAAUAUGAACGACAUCCUAAACAUACCCGCUCGGGUCAGUCGAAUAAUAAUAGUUCUGGGGCUGGCACAACUAAAGCCAACGGAUCCUUGCCAUUCGAAGCGGCCGCGAGUGAAACGAAACACGACCAUGCUACUUAUACCAGCCCGAGUAUGAGUAUGAAUGCACCGGGCAAACACAAAGAAGAGACCGCCGCAUCCCCCAUUUUCCAUAUCACUCCUCCCUCACCUGGAUCAACCCAGGGAGCUUUGAACGGCGCAGAUGGUGCCGACACCGUCUUCCUAGGAGAAUCCAAUUCCAUAUCCCUCGUUCAUACCGCGCAGAGUUCAGCAGCCGCCAGCCAUCAUUCUCCAACCGAUAAGCUUCGAUAUCCUAUACCAGCCGCGGUGAGCUCGAAGACAUCUACACUGCCUUUUGAGAGUCGCCGAAAAGCGGCCAGGAUCGACUAUCUCACGCAAGAUGGCGCAUUCUCAUUCCCCUCGAAUGAUGUCUGCGAAGUUCUGUUUGAAGCCUACUUCUCCUGGUUCCAUCCCUGCUUCCCAGUACUAGAUCGAUACCAGUUUUUCAACUCCUACAUCACAAACACGCUUUCCCCCAUCUUAUUCCAAGCUGUGCUUUUCGUUGGCGCUAGUCACUGCAAUGGGGCGGUUAUGAGGAACAUGGGUUACUCGGAUCGUCAAGAAGCUCGAAAUACUCUGUACAAUCGUGCCAAAGAUAUUUAUGAUGCAGAUUAUGAGACGGAUAAAAUUACCGUCUCCCAGGCACUGUUUCUAAUGAGCUUUUGGCGAGCAGGUCCCCUUUUAGAAAAAGAUACCCGGCACUGGCUCGGUGCUGCUAUUAGUCUUGCACAGACGAAGGGGAUGCAUCGCUCAUCCUCAAGUACUAGCUUUGCUAAUGGAAAAUUGCGGAAGAGAAUUUGGUGGUCGUUAUAUGUACGGGAUCGUCAGUGCUCGGCAGCACUAGGACUUCCCACGCGUAUCCGAGAUGAAGAUUGCGAUAUCGAGAUGCUAGAUCCUUCGGAUUUCGAGGAGGAAGAUCAUUCGGCGUACCCUAGAUUUUUAGGGACUCAAAAGAGAGAGCAUAUUCUUUACGCUAUACAAAUGGCAAAACUAGCCGUUUAUCGUUGGUUUCCCCGUGCGGUUUCUCUAUUGAUGAAUUCUAACAGGUUUGCAGUUGGAAAAGUAGUGCUACGAGAAUUUACUCCUAUAAAAGCGCCCGAACCAGACUCCGAGAGGUCGAAGCUUAAGGAUAAUCUUAUUAACUGGGAAUCCGAACUCUCGCCUGAGAUGAGAGCCUCCGCCACUGCCAGUUCCUUUUGGGCCAGCAUGCUGCAUCUAUCAUAUAAUAACUUGUAUAUACUCCUGUAUCGAUCUGCAUACCUUAGAUCGGAGAGGACUCCCCAGGAGGAUCUUGGGGAUAUUGCGCUGCAGGCCGCAUGUAGAAAUACUCGCAUCAUUGAAGAUGUCCUGUCACAAGACUUAGUUCAGCACAGCAACGUACACGUAACCACGAGUCUCUUCAACUCGCUUUGCAUCCACACAAUCUGCCUCCGGCGAUCCAAAGAUACUGCUCGCAAACUCGCCGAAUACCGCGCCCAACUCUGCCUCCUCGGUUUGCGCGAGCUCCAAAAGACAUGGGACGUCACAAACUGGGUCCUCCAGCUCUUCUUCCAAUUCCUCGAUCAGACCACUGCCAAGAAGCUUCUCCUCGCCGCGGAUAACGAAGACCCCGUAACCCAACACCAAUCUACGACCGGCACUCCGCGAGCCACCACUUUGGAAGAAGGAGCCGAUCCUAUAUCGUUAGAUUUCGACCAGAGCCAGCUAUUGUCCGCGCAGGGAUACGCGGUAGGGAAGAGCGAAGAGCUAGCGAGGAAUAGUUUCAACCUAGAUUUUGCAAGUCACCUCUUCGGGACUAAGGAAGCGGAGGAUUUCUCCAUGUUCCAGCUGCAGCCAGAUUUGUUCAGUGGGGAUGUCUUUGGUGGGGGUUUAGACCAGUAUUAUCAUUCUGUACUUCCGAGGAGCGAUGGCAUGGGGGAGGAUAAUCAGUUUCGGUGA
This is a messenger RNA of Venustampulla echinocandica, 2286 nucleotides long. RefSeq lists its product as uncharacterized. The record is from RefSeq and is a predicted model, not a curated record. Lineage: Eukaryota; Fungi; Ascomycota; Leotiomycetes; Helotiales; Pleuroascaceae. Bases 1 to 2286 code for a protein of 761 amino acids. Gene Ontology annotation, molecular function: DNA binding; zinc ion binding; DNA-binding transcription factor activity, RNA polymerase II-specific. Gene Ontology annotation, biological process: DNA-templated transcription; regulation of DNA-templated transcription. The transcript is spliced from 6 exons.